AAACACCACAGAAUUAUUAUACACCACAAAGAACAACAAAAACUAAACACCAAACUUGGUACACAGUAGCAACAAAAAUAAUGAUCUCUUCGUGGAGACGGCGGAGAUCGGCGGGACGCCUAGCCGGCAAGGAGAAGCUCCCCCUUGAUGGCGGUGCGGGCGAUAUCGAGUUGACGAUACCAAGCCAUUUCCGGUGCCCGAUAUCUCUGGACUUGAUGAAAGAUCCGGUCACUUUAACCACCGGAAUCACCUACGAUCGCCAGAGCAUCGAGACGUGGAUCGAAUCCGGCAACGUCACCUGCCCGAUUACCAACCAAGUACUGAGAAGCCUCGAGCCUAUACCCAAUCACACUAUUCGGAAGAUGAUCCAAGACUGGUGCGUCCAGAACAAGUCCUACGGAAUUGAGAGGAUUCCGACGCCUCGAAUUCCGAUAAGCUCCGACGAGGUAUCGGAGAUUCUCUUCAAGAUUACCGAGGCCGCCGAGCGGAGAGACCGCGAGAAGUGCAAGGAAUUGGUGAUGAAACUCAAGGAUUCAAUGAAAGAGAGCGAGGGGAACAAGAGGCGCAUUAUGAGCAACGGCGCCGGGAAGGCCUUGGCGGCCGCAUUUGAGGCCUUAUCCUCGUCGGAGAAGGCGGUUUUCGACGAAAACCGAAUGGGAAUAUUGGAGGAAUUGUUAUCCGCUUUGACGUUGUUUUUUCCUUUGGAUGAAGAGGCAAAGUGCGUUUUAGGGUUGGAAUCUUCUUUACAUUGCAUGGUGAGGCUUAUGGAGGCGGGGGAUUUAUCACGAAGAAGAAACUCUGUGUUGGUAAUAAAACAAAUCGUGUCGUCGAAUCCGAGGAAAAUCGCAGCCAUGGCGGAGAUUGAAGGAGCCAUGGAAGCUCUCGUAAAGCUUAUAAAGGAACCCAUUUGCCCUACUCCAACAAAAGCUUCGUUAAUGGUGAUGUACCACAUGGUUUCUUCCUCUUUCUCAAACGACAAGAUUAGAGAAAGAUUUGUGGAAAUGGGUUUGGUCCCUUCGCUCCUAGAAAUGAUUGUGGGCUCGGAGAGAAGUGUUUGUGACAAGGCCUUGGGAGUUCUAGACGGGAUUUGUAGCUGCAAAAAGGGGAGAGAAGAGGCCUAUGGCAACGCCUUGACUAUGCCGGUUUUGGUGAAGAAGAUACUCCGAGUAUCCGACUCGGCUACUGAGUUCUCGGUGUCGAUAAUAUGGAAGCUUUGCAAGAGUCGUGAGGAUGAGGGAGAUGACAAUGAAGAGAGGAUCAUUAGGGCUGUUGUUGAGGCUCUUCAAGUUGGUGCUUUUCAAAAGCUCUUGUUGGUAUUGCAAGUUGGGUGUGGGGAGAGGCUAAAAGAGGAGACUAGUGAUUUGUUGAAGGUCUUGAAUCUUCAUAGAAGAAGGGUUGAGUGUAUUGAUUCAAUGGAUUUUAAGGAUCUCAAGAGGCCCUUUUGAUUUGAAUUUUAGAAAGUUAUGCAUGUAGUUAGCUUAAUUUGAUCACAAAGGGAAUAAGGGGUGAUCAUUUUUUGUUUUUCACGUUGAUCUUAAUUUGUACAAAAUACAUGUUACACGUAUACUUUGGUACAUGAAAAUGAGUUAUACAAACAAUAUUCUGCAAA
Molecule: messenger RNA, 1609 nt
Organism: Morus notabilis
Lineage: Eukaryota; Viridiplantae; Streptophyta; Magnoliopsida; Rosales; Moraceae
Product: U-box domain-containing protein 21
Exons: 1
Coding region: 81-1445 (454 amino acids)
Biological process (GO): protein ubiquitination
Molecular function (GO): ubiquitin protein ligase activity
Source: RefSeq, a predicted model, not a curated record